AUGUUCACUCCGUCGUUCUCUCGUCUUUUCACUCUUUGCUCGGCGCUGGCGUCCGUGGCUGUCGUUAGCGCUGCUCCCCACCAGCGCCGCGCGCAGGUCCCGACUGGUCCCAAGUUCGUCGUCUACACCGACUCCUUAGUCGGGCCUAGCGUCCUGCCGCCCCUCGAGCAGAUCAAGGGCUUCAACGUCAUUAACCUGUCUUUCCUGCUCUCUGACGGCCCCCACGACCAAGUCGCCGCCUGGGCCAACCUGGACGCAGGCACCCGCCAGCAGCUUCACCAGCAAUACAACCAGGCCGGUGUCUCGCUCGUCGUGUCCGUUUUCGGCGAGACCGAGCUGCCGGUGACAAAAGGCCUCGACCCCACGCAGCUCGCAGGCCAGAUGGCGCAGUUCGUCCUCAGCCACGACGUCGACGGUAUCGACGUCGACUGGGAGGAGACAACGCUCGUCACCGACCCGACGAAGAGCGGCGUCGGUGAGGCGUGGCUUGCGACGUUCACCCAGACCCUCCGCCAGACCCUCCCGCAGGGCCAGUUCAUCCUCUCGCACGCGCCGCUGGGCCCUUGGUUCCAGCCUGGCUUCUGCCCUGGCGGGUGCUACCUCACUGUCGACAAGACUGUGGGCAGCCUGAUCGACUGGUACAACAUCCAGUUCUACAACGAUGACCCCAGCCCGGGCUACAACGACUGCAACUCGCUCAUCACCUCCGCGGGUGGCUCUGCGCUCUUGGAGAUCCCCAAGAACGGCCCCUCGCUGAACAAGCUCGUGAUCGGCAAGCCGGGUACCGCCGCGGACGUCACCAACGGUGGGUUCAUCGACCCUGCGACGCUUGCUACGUGCGUCCAGCAGGCCGUGCAGGCGGGCUGGAAUGCCGGUGUCAUGGCCUUCCAGUUCCCCCACGCCGACACCACCUGGAUCACCACCGUCAAGGGCAGCUCCUUCCAGUGAGCGCUGCGCCGAGCAAUUACGACGAGAGAACUCGAUAUUACGACACCCCCGCAUUGAACGUCUUCAUCACCACCAACAAAUAGUAGUACGGAUGCUCAUGAUGACGAGACACGAACAUCACCAUGUAACGAGUAGGGAAGUGUCCCGAGCAACGAUGAUAACUUCUAGCGGGUGUCCC
Messenger RNA from Dichomitus squalens LYAD-421 SS1, 1126 nucleotides. Its product is annotated as glycoside hydrolase. Lineage: Eukaryota; Fungi; Basidiomycota; Agaricomycetes; Polyporales; Polyporaceae. Gene Ontology annotation, biological process: carbohydrate metabolic process. Bases 1 to 948 code for a protein of 315 amino acids. The record is from RefSeq and is a predicted model, not a curated record. The transcript has 4 exons.